Messenger RNA from Nilaparvata lugens (brown planthopper), 2691 nucleotides. RefSeq lists its product as uncharacterized. Gene Ontology annotation, cellular component: extracellular region. Bases 163 to 1644 code for a protein of 493 amino acids. NCBI's taxonomy places the organism in Eukaryota, Metazoa, Arthropoda, Insecta, Hemiptera, Delphacidae. Gene Ontology annotation, molecular function: growth factor activity; Toll binding. Gene Ontology annotation, biological process: innate immune response; central nervous system formation; regulation of Toll signaling pathway. The transcript is spliced from 9 exons. The record is from RefSeq and is a predicted model, not a curated record.
GGGUCAGUAGACAUUUCUCGGCGAGUGAACCUAGUGCUUAACUACUUCACCUUGCAGUCGGUCGCAACUUGAUUCGAGCCUAAGUACGCGUGCGUCUCUAGUAAGACUGUGAAGUUCAUCGAGGUUGUCUUCCUCAUUGUAGUUGGUUGCAGGAUCAAGGACAUGAUUUCGUCUCCUUGUCGACGGAUACUUGGCUUGUGGUUGCUACCGCUGAGUUUAGCGCUAGAGUCAACCCCUCUUACGCCGCCGCAGGGGCAGGGGGGCAUUCCCCCAUUUCAGGGGCAGGGGGGCACACCCCCGCUGCAAGGUCCCACCUCCAAUCCCGAGGGAUACUACGCUUUCGUCCAAUCCUCCAAAAUCGAACCUCCGACGGUCAGGCCUCCACCUUAUUUCCGCUCCAACAGGCUAUGUCCAGGUGUGGGUAGAUCACAAGUUAAAACUUUGAACAACUUAUGUGGCGACUUGAAUAAAGGAUACAUUCCGAUGAACCCGAUGCGGCAGAAUGUCUAUGACGCUCCUUAUCCAUUUGAUGUUUUGAAGAACAAAACUUUGGAAUUCUUGAGCAGAGCGCUUCCCAUUUUGCAAGCUGAUGAAACUCUACCAAAAGUUGCUAAAUAUCAGCAACAGGUAUAUUAUGAAGAUGGGCUACCUGAGAGUAUACCAGAUCAACCUGCAUUCACGUCACCCAGUAACUCGUAUGCUGUGAAUGAGCCGUAUGAGCCCCGGGCAACCAGAGGUAGUGACUUUCAAGAUGGAAUCAAUCUGUUGCGAAGUCUUCUCACUGGACAAAUCGACGAAACACAUCGACAAGCAAGGAAAUUCUGCGAGAAUGGGGGUGGUGUGCUUUGCAUGCUGUACAAGAUGAUGCAGAGUGGACCUGGGAGCCUGAUGACGGCUGAGCGACGUGAUGAUGACGUGGCCAUCCACCACCGCGGCGAGGGACCAAACAGCCUCUCAUCAGAGGGCAGCCUCCCGGUGGCCGGACCCCCCACCCCCUGCCCUGCCAAGGUGGAGUACGCGACGCCUGUGUUCGCCCGCAACUACCAGGGCAUUUGGCGCUACGUCGUGCAGAUCCCCUACGAGGGAUACUUCACGCAGACUGUCGAAGUCACUAGAUGCUUACAAAGCAAGUGCUUCUACAUGGAAGGCGGCUGCCUGUCGUCCCCACGCUGGAUCAGCCUACUAGUGGCUGAGAUCUUCUACCCAGACGCAGUGCUCCCCACCGCAGGGGGUCGCCGGCCCCCUCAACGGACCCCCGUCGCGGGCGAGGAGCCCCCCAACCUGAAAGACCUGCACAGCUAUGGCUAUCAGCCGCACAUCCACAAGAGGUCGGCGCCCCUUUCAAAAGAGCCGCACCAGUCGCACAUUGAUAAGAGGUCGGCGCCCCUCUCAGAGCUGCCACCCCAGAUACGCGCUCUGCCACAGGCACCUCCUCAGGCUGCACCGCCACCGUCACCUUCACCCUCCUCUACUAACUCCUCUAAGCCUUCGCACUGCGACGGAAUUGAUGAAAUUGGUUGCUUUCAGGUCAGACUGUACUACGAUUGGUUUUUAGUUCCUGGAAGCUGCAAAUGCUGGAGACCAGAUUACUUUUCCAGAUUCACAAGAAAGAAACCCGCACCGGUAUACGCUAAUGAGUUGUAGGAAAUCUUAAAUACGUUUCAACUGAUAAGUCGAAUAAUGUGGAAUAUAUCUCCUCAGGAUUGAACAAGGCUCUCCGAAAACCGUAGAUGUUCUAUGUGUUCAUAAUUAUUAUUCCUAUCGAAUGUAGAAGUCGAACCCAAGAAAAUGAACACAUGAGUUAAUCAUAGUUCACAAAUCUUAUUUUCUUGACUCAUUGAAUGUAAUGUUAUAUGAAUAUAAUGUAGGGCCGUGCUUUUUAUGGAAGAAAAUUCUUUCAACAUGAUUUUGAGUCAAUUUUUUUGUUAUAGGCUAAUAAGUAAAGUUAACUUUAGUGUAUAAAGAGAAAUAAAACUCCACAUUUUUGAAGCGAUAUGGAGAGUGCUAUUCAAAGAUGGGAGAUAUUUCUUUAUAAUUUGAUAAAGAGUCAAUACCAGCUUAGAGAAAAGAUAGCAUUAUGCUAUUUCUUGUCUAUUAUAUAUUAACAUCAUAUUAUAAGCUGAACACAGUCUCUAUAAAAGGAUACUGAAUUUUGUUCAUAAAAGGCAAAUUUUAACGAUUUUUAGCCUACUCAAACAUAAUAAUAUUAGAGCUCUUCUGGCACUAGUUUAGACCUAGACUUAUUCCAUUUAGAUAACAAAAAGCUUGAAAAUUAUUCAACUCAGGUCUAAUAGGAACUAAACUCUUCAGAAAUCAUGAAAUUAUACAUUAUAAUUCAUGUAGAAAUCUAUAGAUAGGCUACAUAGACUAUUCCUGCUAAUUUCACGAAUCACGAUAAUAGAGCCCUUACUCUAUUACAGUAUCAUCGAUGACUUUCAUCAAUGUAAUAGAGAUCUCUCCAGCUGAUGAUUCUUUUCAAUUGGGUUGAAGAAUGAUAUUUUCUCCAAGUGAUUUCUUCAAUUUUUCAAACAAUAUCUCACAUUAAUUUGAUUUAUCUUCUUUGAGAUUAACUUCUCAAGAAGUAUAUUAGUUUUGAGCUUAGAAAUUAUAUAGAAAAGUAAAAAUGUCAUGUAAUUGAUGAUUUUUUGUUUAUAGUAUAGAAAAUGUAAAUAACAAUGUAUAUAAGUGAGA